This is a messenger RNA of Eleginops maclovinus (Patagonian blennie), 1501 nucleotides long. It is a transcript of the gene trir, whose product is annotated as telomerase RNA component interacting RNase. Gene Ontology annotation, molecular function: 3'-5' exonuclease activity; 5'-3' exonuclease activity. Bases 634 to 1122 code for a protein of 162 amino acids. The record is from RefSeq and is a predicted model, not a curated record. Lineage: Eukaryota; Metazoa; Chordata; Actinopteri; Perciformes; Eleginopidae. The transcript is spliced from 3 exons.
ACGUCACCAAUAGAGAAUAAACAUGGCCGACAGUGAGUUGUAGAUGGCUAAAGUUAGCGACAAGCAGUGGUCAUUUCUAGGAAACGCUCAGUAUUUACUGCAGGUAAUUGAACUUUACUGCACCUGUUAGCUGUGAAACUACACUCUGAUCCACCUCACACAUGAUUUGGAGGUUUUAUUGAGUCUGUCGGUCCGUAAAAGGCUUUUCUAAAACCGGACAUUAGCAUUUUGUGUUAGCCACGUUAGCAUCCUGCAUGCUUUUGUUUUUGUGAUUUAAUGGCACAGGACUGGCGUUUUUCUAACUGGAUCUAACGGCUUUAGGUGGAUUUAUCCCGGGGUAUUUUUGUUUUCUAUUGCUGGUGGGGUGUAACGUUUUCGCCAUUUGGAACCAGCUCCCAAACAAAGCCAUAUAUCUUCGUAAAACAGACGUGUUUUUGACCCACUGGAGUAUUUUGUGAUCAUAACUCCGGCAAAACUGGAUUUUAGGUGGAUUUUCCCGGGAGUUUUUUUGUAUUGUACCGCUGGUGUUCUCCAUUAAGAACCAGCUCCCAAACAAAAUCAUACUUUUUCCAUAAACAGAGAUUACUUUGACCCUCUGGACUUCCCUAGUGUGUGGUAAUUUCUCCUGCUAACAUGGACCCAAAACGCCAUCACGGUAAACACCAUAUUAGUAUUGGAGGAGGUGGGAACAGUAGCAGUGAUUCCAGCUGCGGAUCCCCGGCCUCUCCGCCUCACCUUCCCGCAAACAGAGCCUCUCUGCCUGGGUCAAACGCGUUCGCAAACGACGGCAGCUUCAUGGAGAUGUUCAAGAAGAAGAUGGAGGAAGCGGAGGAGAAGAAGAGGAAAAAGGAGACCCAGCAAACGACGGGAGGAGGAGAAGAUCAGCAGGAGGAGGGAGGACAGACAUCAGUGGAAAAGAAGCCCCCUCCAGUGACGAGCUUUGUGGGGAAGCGCAGAGGCGGCGUGUUCCUAAAGACCGGCAUGGUUGCGAAGAAGCAGAAAGACGAAACAGAACGAGAGCCGGGCAAGAGCGAUGCCUGGUCGAGCUACAUGGCCGAGGUAAAAAAGUACAAAGCCCACCAGUGUGGCGACGACGAUAAAACCCGGCCUCUGGUCAAGUAGAGUCCGUCAGGCGGAACGUCAAGCGACAAUUUUUUGAGGGGGGAAAAAAACACCUGGAGACGCUCAUCCUGCCCUCCUCAUACUUCCUGUUCCAGAAUCCAUUCUCAUGAAGUCUUUCAUAAACUGCUUCCACUCAGACCUUUUUCUCUCCUUCCUUUUUGAAUUUUAUGUCAACUUUUUUUUGUUUUUUUGGUCUCGUUGGGACUCUGGAGAUCUGAUGUCCGAAGGUGUUUCAGAAUCUUGCCGUGUAUUCUCGAUCACUAUUGUUAAAUGUUUUCAUUUUUUGUCAUGUCUCGGUUGAGUUUGGGCAUCUUUAAUUAGUUUGGAUUUGAUUUAAUGGCCAAAUCAAGGUGUCAAUUAAAUCUACACUGCCCAAUGA